AUGCCUCCAGAUAGAGCGAAAAACGCUUGCACCCCUUGCCGAGAGAGAAAGAGAAAGUGCGAUGGCCAGGAACCCUGUCAUAGUUGCGCAAAGGCCAACUACGAAUGCAAAUAUGAUCAUCGCCCUCGAACGAGACGGCCUGCACGGAAGAGUCCUACCGAAGGAUCGACCCAGCCCUCACAGGUGAAACCUACAGUGGCAUCUGAUGAAACUAUCUCAACGCGUUUGUCGGCCGACGUGAAUUCUGCCGCCGUGCUGGCGAAAAAGCUGGGGCUUUCAUCGACAGAGCCCGCGAUCCCCGGGGGUCUACGCCUGUUUGCAUGGAACCUGGGCAUUGGAGAGGGAUCUACCGAGCACCUUGCUCCGUUACCACUUCGCGAGAUUUUGACAGUGGGCGAUAUGCAAAAACUGGCGUCGGUCUACUUCGCAGAAGUUCACACCGCGUAUAACUUCGCGGAUCGUGACCUGGUUGACAUUGCCAUUGAAACCAUUCCCGAACAACAACUAUUCGACCCGGUGCAAUGUGUGUUGCUUGGAAUUGCCGCGCUGGCAUGUCUGUUCAGCCCACAACCGAAGAAUAUUGAGGCGCGGAUUGUGCAUAGCGCUCGUGCUGCCUUGGAACAGUCAACUACUUUGGAACUCCCAUCAGUGGACCACGUAACUGGGUGGCUUCUGCGUGUCUUUUAUCUACGACUCACUAGCUCGCCACAUGCAGCAUGGAUGGCUAGCUGCGCAAUGAUGCAUAUGGUGGAGACGACAAACCUGCACCUCGAGCCAUCCGACACAAUGACGACCGCUACAAACAUAGGUUACACCCCGAAUUCCAGACGACGGUUAUACUGUGUCUCCCAGCUUUUUCACAUGUGGAUCUGUUACGACUACGGUCGCUCGCGAGUCAACUUGCGCGGAGCCUCUUGCUCACUCCCAACAGAAGGAUGGACCGCGGACCAAAUCACAAUAUGGCAGCUAUCCGAUGCCCUGGAUGUGGACAAAUAUUUAGAUACGGCAGAGCUAGAAGACCUCCUUCGGAGAACAAUCGCUUUGAAACUAUCUCAUCCCUUGCUACAGCUGAAGCGCUGUAGUAUUGGCAUGUGCAUAUAUCGCAGACUUCGAGCUUCCGGACGGACGGUAACGAGCGAUGUGAUCGGCCGGGUUCUUCAGCUGGCAGGAGAAGGUGUUGACACGGCAGUGGAUCUGGCCUACAAGCGUUCUCCCUGGUGGCAUAUAGCGCAUGUCCCCUUCCAAGUCAUCUGCGUUCUGUUAUUUAUCGAUUCUCGGCCUUCCCUCGAGGGUGUGAGGAAAUCGUUUCGGGCGUUGCAGGUGAUUUCAGACUGUUAUGUAACAAAUGUUCUGAAAGAGGCCGUGGCUAGCGCAAGCUAUAUUAUCGGCAUACAGUUGCAGCGAAAGAAGGAAGAAUACGAUUUGCUGAACAGUAUGGCGAGCGAUAUUCUCCCGAAUGAGAUGAAUGAUGCUGGAUCACUCGAGCAGAGCUCGUUGAACCCUGAUCUUGGGCUGCAGCCAACUGAUACUGGGCACUACAAUUAUGGAGAAUUUUUGGACCUCGACCAGCUGUUCACGGCCAACCUCUUCGCGCCAUAUGGGUGA
Messenger RNA from Aspergillus affinis, 1605 nucleotides. RefSeq lists its product as uncharacterized. Lineage: Eukaryota; Fungi; Ascomycota; Eurotiomycetes; Eurotiales; Aspergillaceae. The record is from RefSeq and is a predicted model, not a curated record. Gene Ontology annotation, biological process: DNA-templated transcription; response to xenobiotic stimulus; regulation of DNA-templated transcription. Bases 1 to 1605 code for a protein of 534 amino acids. Gene Ontology annotation, molecular function: DNA binding; DNA-binding transcription factor activity, RNA polymerase II-specific; zinc ion binding. The transcript has a single exon.